CUGGUCUGUGACUGGGACUAUGAGGCAGUGCUGCAAUACAAAUAAUCACAUGCUGAUCUACAGAAAUACUUUUGUACCAUGGCCAUCCCCACUGGCUUAAGAGAUUAGUCACUGAAAAUGGAAGUGUUUAUAAUGAGGUUGUUUCCCUCCUGGCACAUAUGGCUGACCAAGAUAAGGACAAAAUUGCCCUCAGGAUUGCGGCUAUAGUUGAGACCAAGCUGGCUAGUGUUGUGAGAGUUCUGCUGGAGAAACUGCAACAGGAUGAGCAACACAAAGUAGACAUUUAUUGCAUCCUUGAGAAGGUAUUACAGCAGGACACCGGGGACCUAGAGAGAGGGCUACUGAACAAAAUAAUAGCCCUAGCCUCAAACCACAUGAGGGAGACUCAGGAAGCAACAAAUGAAGUAAAAGUGGCAGCUAGCAACAUGUUAGUGACUCUGGCAAGAUGCUAUUUCGAUGAUGUCAUGUAUGAGCUGCACUGUUAUCUGAAACCACCGAAGCUGCCUGACGAGUUUAUUUUAAUUACGUUGGGCAACCUGUCAUCAGCCUAUGACAUCGACGAGUGCCGCCAGAACCCAGAUAUCUGCAGCCCCAAGAUCCUGUGUAUCAACACCAAAUGGGAGCUACUGGUGGAGUGCUGGGCUGGCUACUAUCCUCUCCAAUGGGAACACGACCCUGUUCCAAGGUAUUAA
Molecule: messenger RNA, 692 nt
Organism: Mauremys reevesii (Reeves's turtle)
Lineage: Eukaryota; Metazoa; Chordata; Testudines; Geoemydidae
Product: maestro heat-like repeat-containing protein family member 2A
Exons: 6
Coding region: 159-692 (177 amino acids)
Cellular component (GO): cytoplasm
Source: RefSeq, a predicted model, not a curated record